ACCCUUCCACUGAGCUGGAGUGGCCAGCACAGUGUCGACGCCGCUGUCGACAUCCACACUUUGCCUCCAAGUAAUUUACAGGUGCAGAUAUCCGGAGUGUAACUGGACUUUCCGUAGAUCGCAUCAGCGUGCGAGGCAUGAGGCCACGUGACCUUGCGAAACGUGAACACUUACGCAGAUUCUCACAGCGUUCACGAAAGACGGCAAGACUUUCAACGUACCUACUGCUCCAAGCGUUUCGGUCGCAGCGACAAUUUACGAGGACAUGUCCGUAGCUUUCAUACACGGUCCGAUACCCCAUCAACAACUUCUCGCCAACCUCAACGCUCGGUCGAUGCUUCAGAAUUGGGUUCUUUUGCGUUCGACGAUGCACUUUGGCUUCCGGGUGAUGCCUAUCGCUGUCUGUAAUCUACACCCACACAGCGAUGAAGUAUUCUGAGCGAAAAUUGGAGGCACAGAUACACGAAGCAUGGAACGUUGCAUAAGAGAGCAUGACCAUGCCUCAGAGAUCGUCGCAUCAUACUAAAAAUUCCCUCGUUGUGUCCCGUCAUCCUCCUCACAUUUGUGCUGCACCCUGCUCAAUGAGGCUUUACGUAAUUAUUAACGUGGAUGUAGGAACAUUCCGUCUGCUCUGCCAUGGCCUAGGUUUGCGAUGGCGUCCUCGGGCAUCUGAGGUUCCUCCCGGUGAAGAUCUCGCGGGGCUCACAACGGUCCCUCCUCCGCCUCCUCCACCUGCUCCACCUGCUCCAACAAGUGCACACUCACCCAGGCUCCGUGAGGUAAUCAUGAAUCAAAUCGUUGCAAGAAAAUCCGAAGCUGCAUUGACACAACGGAAGGCAAGAGCAAUGUCAUCGCGAUAUGACAUCAAAGAUAUCCGGGGCAGACAAGGUGCUGAAUUUUGGGUCUCUCCAUGUCCUUGUCAAGGCUGUCUCGCUCGGCCCUCUGGAUCAUCACCCAAGUUGACGCUAGCUCUCUGACAUGGCCAACUUCCACCAUCUGUGGCCGUAGCUACCAUUGUUUUUGAAAUCUGCUCCCAUGGUUGGACGGGGCUCGUUGACGAGAUUAUGAGCCAUGACUCGUCGAUUGUCCUCGCUGACUUUCCAUGCCUGCACGAGCCUUCACAGCCGCUGCUGCAGAACGACGUCGGGUAUGGGCAAGAAUCAGUGUCGGACUGCAGCGGUUCGACCCCGCCACUGCUGUUCACUUGAUUGAUACGGUGCUGGGGAAUCGGUGAAGCCAGGUCUAGGAUUGCCUGAGCCCAAGAGAGAUCGGAAAGACGAAGGCGCCUAGUCUUCAUGAGAAUGGCAGCUUUGCAGACACGCUUUUCCA
Messenger RNA from Microdochium trichocladiopsis, 1329 nucleotides. RefSeq lists its product as uncharacterized. The coding region runs from base 492 to 977 and encodes 161 amino acids. The transcript has a single exon. The record is from RefSeq and is a predicted model, not a curated record. Lineage: Eukaryota; Fungi; Ascomycota; Sordariomycetes; Xylariales; Microdochiaceae.